Messenger RNA from Klebsormidium nitens, 990 nucleotides. Lineage: Eukaryota; Viridiplantae; Streptophyta; Klebsormidiophyceae; Klebsormidiales; Klebsormidiaceae. The record is from the annotation of a GenBank genome assembly.
AUGGCACAGGGCAUCAGCGCACAGCUGCUGAUACCGAAGCUGCGGCCGUACCUCCCCGACGACGCCAUCAUCAGCCAGGAGGCGACCACCGGAUUCCAGCAAUCUGUCACCCACCCGUCCGCAAACCGCACCCGCAACAUGGAUUUCCUGGGGACGAAGGGGGACAUCGUCCUGAAGUACUGCCUCUGUCUGAUGUUCUGCACCGAGAACCCGAACGUCCGGGACCCGCUCGGGCUAGAACCCGAGGACAUCGCCGUGGGGGGGGACUACGCAUACGCCAACCAACAGCGCUCGGUACACAGGCGCGGCACUGUGGUAGAGGCGUUCCUGGCCGUCAUCGACCACCACCUAGGACUGGACGCCUGCAGGGUGUUCGUCCGCAGGGUCUGGAGCGCCUUCUUCCGGAGCCAGGGGGUGGCGUUCACCACCUUCAAGCACUACGACCCCAUCUCCCAGAUGGAGACGAAGCUAGCGCAGCACAUGGAGGGGCAGCCCAAGGACUGGCUGGCGGUCCACGAGGAUGGGCCCACCGCCCAGGGCCAAUUCUGGGCAGAGGGCGGCAUCAAGUCUGCACCGUACGAACUGCUCAGGGGCCCUGUGUACGCCCGGUCCAAGAACAAGGCGAAACGGGCGAUCUACACCGAACUCGAUUCGGACCCGCGUCUAACGGCCUUCAUCACCAACCACGUCAAGCCGCCGAAGAAGAGCAGAUUGGCGCGCCCGCUGGUCGCCGCGGCAGAUGACGCGGCCGCGGGGACGGGCGCGCAGAGCUCCGCCGGAGACACGGAGGCAGCCACCGGAACGGACGAGACGGACGGAAAGCCGCCGAAGAAGAGCAAACCGGCGCACCCGGCGCGCGCGGCGGCCGGGAACGCGGCCGCUGAAACCGACGCACCGAGCUCCGCCGCGGAUACGCGGGCGGCCGCCGGAUCCAGCGGAACAAACGGACUGCCGGAGCCACCCGCAAGUUCCGGCACGGCGCCCGCAUGA